AUGGCCGACCUAUCAACCUGCCUGCCCUUGACUCGGGCAUCGGUUGUGGAAGCCCACAAGCUCGUCAAGCCGCACGUCCACUACACCCCCGUCCUCACCAACAAGACCCUCACGGCGCUGGCGUCGACACCGCGGGCCGCGGAGGACCUCAGGGGCACCAAGUGGGAAGGGCGCACACCGGCGAAGCCCGUGCUCCGGUUGUGGUUCAAGUGCGAGAACCUGCAGCGCAUUGGCGCAUUCAAGGUCCGCGGCGCGUUCCAUGCUGUCGAGAGGCUCAAGAAGGAGCCUGGGUGGCUCGAGAGCGGCGGCAAGGAGAAGGGUGUCGUCACGCAUAGCUCAGGAAAUCAUGCCCAGGCUCUCGCCCUCGCGGCCAGGGAAAGCGGUAUUCCGGCACACAUUGUGAUGCCGGACAUCUCCCCGCCCAACAAGAUCGCCGCGACGCGCGGGUACGGCGCAAACGUGGUGUUCAGCGGCAGCACCUCGGUCGAGCGCGAGGCCGUCGCCGACCGCGUCAUCGCCGAGACGGGCGCCCGCCUCGUCCCGCCCUACGAUCACCCGGACAUCAUGCUGGGCCAGGGCACCAUGGGCCUCGAGCUGCAGGAGCAGGUCCGCGAUCUCAUAGCCGCGGGUCAUUCCGCUGCGAACCCAACGUUCAACUCGACCGGCCUGCCGUCGUCCGACGGCAAGUCGGGAGCGAAGGGCCUUGAUGCCAUCAUGACGCCUUGCGGCGGCGGCGGCAUGCUCUCGGGCGUCGCGCUCAGCUGUGAGGGCACGGGGAUCAGGGUGUUCGGCGCGGAGCCCGAGUUCGAGGGCGCCGACGACUGCAAGCGCGGCUUCGAGGCCGGGAAGAGGGUAGAGAGCGUCAAGACACUCACGAUCGCCGACGGAUUACGGACGCCCGUGGGAAAACACCCGUGGAGCGUCAUCUACGAGCGCCGGCUUGUAGAGAGCAUGUUCAGCGUGUCGGAGGAGGAGAUCAAGGCGGCGACGAAGCUGGUGUUUGAGCGGUUCAAGCUGGUGGUCGAGCCGAGCGGUGCCGUGCCGCUGGCGGUGGCACUGUUCAACGAGGACUUCAGGGCCAUGGUGGAGGAGGAGGCGGGAGAGGCUGGGUGGGAUCUGGGGUUGGUUUUCAGCGGCGGCAACGUUGCCAUGGAGGGGCUUCUGAAGAUAUUUGCUGCCUAA
Molecule: messenger RNA, 1182 nt
Organism: Colletotrichum higginsianum IMI 349063
Lineage: Eukaryota; Fungi; Ascomycota; Sordariomycetes; Glomerellales; Glomerellaceae
Product: Pyridoxal-phosphate dependent enzyme
Exons: 2
Coding region: 1-1182 (393 amino acids)
Biological process (GO): D-serine biosynthetic process; pyruvate biosynthetic process; L-serine metabolic process
Molecular function (GO): threonine racemase activity; magnesium ion binding; pyridoxal phosphate binding
Source: RefSeq, a predicted model, not a curated record